Messenger RNA from Neolamprologus brichardi, 2272 nucleotides. RefSeq names its product lysosomal enzyme trafficking factor (gene lyset). Lineage: Eukaryota; Metazoa; Chordata; Actinopteri; Cichliformes; Cichlidae. The record is from RefSeq and is a predicted model, not a curated record.
AUGGCUUAUAUUUGAUUAUUUCAUUAAAUUAAUGAAAUUUCAUUAAAUUAUCAGCCGAAUUUUAUCAUCUGAGACUCUGAACUAUAAGAUUAUUCAAUGAAGGAUCCAAACUGUCACAGAAACAAGUAAACGGGAACAAAGACAAACGAACAUGAAAAUGAUUAAAAUCAGUUUGUAUGCAGUUAUAUUUGAUUUCAUACUGACUUGUAGUAUUAACGCGCUAAUGUGUAAUGACGCUGUUUAAACAGCAGGCGGCACUGUGUAAUACAUGACGUAAUCCUUUGGCAUCAGGUGACUUACCCGGAAGAGAGAGACGAGACUUCACGAGAACAACAGCGAUCAAAACACGAUCCUGCAGCUGGAUUUUAAUUUGAAAUAUCAGCGCGAAGGAAGGUGUGUUGACCCAGGGUAAUAUCUAAAACCUGAAUGACACUGGCUCUUGAGGCUGGAGUUCUCCACACCUGGAUUAGAUGAAAAUAUGGAGGAUGAUGAACUUCCGUCAGAGGAUGGGAUGGGUGGGUGUGGCUUUCUACUUGCUGCUCAGCGUCAUGGCGGCGUACUACAUCUUUGAGGUCCACAGCUUUAGUUUGGAACGUGUGCAGAGAGCAGGUACCAGCCCAUCGGCUCCACCUCCCGCUAUCACUGUCCAUGGGUCACCACUUCCUGCGUGGAUGUGGGCAUUGAUCUUCCUGCUGCCAUACUUGCAGCUCUUCCUCUUCUUGUUCUCAUGCACAAGGACGGACCCCCGCGCUGUUGGAUACUGUGUGCUUCCUGUCUGUAUCGCCCUUCUGUACAGCCGCCGCCAUGCUGCCAAACUGGCCAAUCACAGGGCAGCAGGAUCGCUCAUUGACACGUAGGGGAUAACCAAUCAGAGCCUCCCACGUGAUGAGGGGUGGGAUGACAGCAGGACUAGUUUGUGAUGUCACUUCCUGUGUGCCUUUUAAACACUCCUACAAGUUUUGCCCUGAUUGCGGCCUGACAGGAAGUUCUGCUGCUCUCAGUACAGACUCACAGCACCCUGUGAAAAAGCCCCUCCCACCAGUGGCAGCCAGUCUUUUUCCUGUUUUUUUUUUUUUUUUUGUUUUGUUUUGUUUUUUACUGUUGUGACAUCAUGGUGAACCCUGUGUUGUGAUUUGUUGCCUGGCUGUGAGUCACUUUAUUUUCAUUAGUUAUUUGUUUACUGACAAUGCAGUGAUGUUGCCAUGGUUACCCGAUACAUUAUUUAGGUUAAGGUUAACUGAAAACCUCACAGCUGACAGCCAAUCAGUGAGCAGGAUUCCUCCGAAAUGUGGUACUUUUCUCUAUUUAAUGAGUCACAUGAAACACUGUUUACCUUGACAUCUUUAUUGUGUCGUCAAUUUAAAAAAAGAAAAAUCAAUGUGAAAGUGUUCUCAGGUGUUUCAGGUUCGUGAUCUUUUUGAGGGAGGAUGCACUUCACAGUUCUCUUCUUCCUCAGCUUUCUCGUCUUCUUCACUGCUGUCUUCUUCGUCCUCAUCUGUGACAGGUGAAACAGAUAGAUGAUGAUUCUACAUUGAACCUGGAGCAUCAGACACCUGCAGUAACCAGCAUCCUGCCAAUUCACCAAUCAAAGCGAUCAAUCCACCAACAAUAAGUCUUCAGUGACAAUAUGAGUUAGUGAUUCUGAUUGUUUGAUCAGGUGAGACAGGUGCUGACAUUCAUCAGUGCUCAUAUUUAUUUAUUUAUUUUUUAAAUGAAACCUUUAUGAAGUGAAAACAAACAUUGACAAAAGGACACAGACAGAGGUCAGUGCUCAGGUGUGUACUGGUACGAUUAUGUUUUAAACAUUGUUUUUUUUUUUUUUUUUUUUUUUUCUGAGAAUAAAACAAAGCAGCUGUACGUAGAUCUGUGUUUGUGUCAUUAAUCAUCAGCACAAACUCCGGAUCAGAUUGUGGAUGUUCAGGAUGAGGUUGUUGUCUAAGCACCACUGUCUAAAGUGUUGGAUCUCCUUUGUAGUGCUAACCAAAAUAAGCCAGUGUGAGCUCAGGUUCAAUGUUUCAACUCAAUUUUUGGAAGUGUCUCGCAGGGCAAUUUUUUCUGUGUUAAGGUUGUGCAAUUUGCAGUAAACAAUGUGCUCAGAAUUGUGUGACUUGUUUAAAUACUCUUCUGUUGAAAGUGAAAGGCUUACAAAUACAUAUGCAUAAGUCCAAAGAUCCUCCUGUUCACAACUUUCAAUCACAAUCUGACUCUGAGCAUCUUUAAUACAUACAGCAGAUUUUUAACAAAAAGAAGUCUUUGCGCUCUGCAGACAUCA